UUAGGAUGUGCUGCCUAUUUAAACCCUCGCACCCCACCGUCUUCUUCCCCCCCUUCCCCCUCUUUUCCUCCUCCUUCUUCUUCUGAGCACUUAUCUGUUCUUUGCAACAAUUUCAGCAUUGUUCAUCGAUGUUAAGUCCGGUUCAUUGAUCCCAAUGGAGUUCUCCGGUAGAUCGAAGUAUGACUGCCUCCUCUUUGACUUAGAUGACACCCUUUACCCUCUCAGUGCCGGGAUUGCCAAGGAGUGCCUCAAGAACAUUCAGGAUUAUUUGAUCGAAAAACUGGGAAUCGAGAGGAGUAAACUAGAUGAUUUGUGCUACCUGCUGUACAAGAAUUACGGGACAACAAUGGCCGGUCUACGGGCAAUCGGCUACGACUUCGACUACGACGAGUACCACAGUUUCGUUCACGGAAGACUGCCAUAUGAGAACUUGAAACCAGAUCCUGUGCUGAGAAGCCUUCUGCUUAGCCUACCGCAUCGGAAGAUUAUAUUCACAAACGCGGACAAGGUUCACGCUGCAAAAGUACUGAGCAGGCUCGGGUUGGAAGAUUGCUUUGAGGGGAUCACCUGCUUCGAGACACUGAACCCCAGCCACAAGCACGCCGUCUCCGAUGAUGAUGAUGAUGAUCUCAAAUUCACGGGGUCAUCAGCAAGAACCACCCCUGUGACGACCGCUGACAGGAGCAGCAGCCCUGGGAUUUUCGACAUAGUCAGCCAUUUCUCCGGCCCCAGGCCGGCCAGUUUGGGACUGCCAAGGACUCCAGUUGUCUGCAAGCCGUCGGAGGCUGCCAUUGAGAGGGCCCUGGAGGCUGCCAACAUCAACCCUCAGAGAACGAUUUUCUUUGACGAUAGUGUCCGCAACAUACAGUCCGGGAAAAGAGUCGGUCUUCACACCGUUCUGGUGGGCACAUCCCACAGGGUGAAAGGGGCCGAUCACGCGCUUGAGAGCAUCCACAACCUUAAGGAGGCAUUGCCGGAGCUCUGGGAGGCUGGAGUAAAGGCACCGAAAGCCGGUUACGCUGGCAAAGCUGUCAUCGAGACCUUUGUCUCGGCUUAAGCAGCUUCCUGCAACUUUUUCUAUGUACGGGCUAUUGUAUAAUCUCGCCAUAAGCAAUAAUAUAAAUGUGUAUAUAUAUAUAUAUAUAUCAUUUACAUACAGAUUAGUAAAUUGCCGUCCUAAGUUUCCAAGAAUAUGAAAUCAAAACGUCAGCCAGGUAAGCAGCUCAGGCCCAUCCCUGGGCCAUUUCCAUUUCGAGUUCGUCUGGUCCAGCUUCACUGUGGCCAAGCCCGGUCUAGUUCAGGCAAUAGUCAGGUCUAACCCCUUAACGUGGCAUUACAUCAUUCUCAACUUAUAUAUUGUCACUAGGGUGAUGGCCCGUGCUACGCACAGUCAUUAAUAAUGUUAUUAUGAAAUUUUUUUAUUGCGA
This is a messenger RNA of Punica granatum (pomegranate), 1427 nucleotides long. NCBI's taxonomy places the organism in Eukaryota, Viridiplantae, Streptophyta, Magnoliopsida, Myrtales, Lythraceae. The record is from RefSeq and is a predicted model, not a curated record.